Guillardia theta CCMP2712 is the source of this 1760-nucleotide messenger RNA. RefSeq lists its product as hypothetical. The record is from RefSeq and is a predicted model, not a curated record. The transcript is spliced from 2 exons. Gene Ontology annotation, molecular function: oxidoreductase activity. The coding region runs from base 57 to 1739 and encodes 560 amino acids. NCBI's taxonomy places the organism in Eukaryota, Cryptophyceae, Pyrenomonadales, Geminigeraceae.
UUGCCUGGAGGACAUGGCAGGAGCGGACUAGCGCCGGUCGCUCUCCUUGUGUGGGGAUGCGGUCGCCGCAGGUUCGCGCGAGCAUCAGAGAUGAGAUCGCAGGAGCCGUGCAGAAGCUCAUCUCCGCCAGCUGCUCCGACGAGAACGCCAUCCGGUUGGCAAGGGACACCCUGAGGUCCGUGGGGAAGCGAGACGAGCAGCACAACAGCAUCCUCAUCGACCAGCUGCUGAAGCUGCUGCAGCGGCAUGCAGGGGAGUGGAUCAAGGUCCUCCCCCUCCUCGAGAUCAUCCCCUACGUCUCUAGAGCUGGCGACCUCCGUCUUGCCCCCGGCGCCUUGAGGUUCCUGACGCAUGACGAGUGGAUGGUUCGCAAGGCAGCUGCUAGGGCGCUGGAGUUUCUCAUCAAAGAGCACAAGGGAGGAGGGAGGGUGAGAACUAGCAGUCCUCGUCAUAGCCCAAUGGGGGAGCAGCGGAGCAUCUACGAGCCAAGAAACUCAAAGUUUCAUGAUCUCGGGGAGGAUCUGGAGGUGGUGAUUGAGGAGACAAGACCGAUGACAGGCUUCUCCCGCUCCUCCGACAUCCCAGACCGCUUCAUCACCUCCAGCAGCGGGCGCGAUGAGCAUGGUAGUGCGGCGGACAGCAGCCAAACGGACGACGCGGCUCUGCGGGAUGAAGGAUACGUGGAGAUACGAGACGGCAUCGUGGAGGCGAUGCGGUCGGAGGCUCCUGCCAUCCGAGCAGACGCCAUGGAGGUGCUGGGCCGCUGCAUGAGCAUGGGGGACGCGAUUGCCAUGAGCGAGCUGUUCAAGCACGUAAAGGACGUGGACCCGACCUGCCGAGCCCGCGCCAUCGCUGCCAUUGCGGCGAACUCUGUGAGAGGAGCGCCUGUUCCUGUGAGCCAUGUGGUCGAAGCCUUAUCAGACGGAGAUGCAGAGGUCCGCAAGGAAGCGUUGAAUGCGCUAGACGCAGUUGUAGUCAAGGGAGAUGAAGAAGUUCUGGAGAAGUUGAUCAUGAUGAAAGAGUACUCCAAGCGAUGGGCCCGAGACAAGGGCAGGCCGGACUGGGAGAUCCGCCUGGUCGCGUGUCAUGCGUUGGGCAUGACGAGCACCAUCAACAGCAAUGAGGCCAUAGAGACUCUCAAGAAAUCCCUGGGAGACGAGAAGGUUGAAGUCCGACGAGCUGCCUCCUAUGCCCUCGGGCUCAUCGCCGAGAAGACAGCUCCCAAAGGCACAAUCUGGACGUACAACAACGCGACGGCGCAGCCUGGGAAGGUGUCGACGUGGCGGAGCGAGAAGUGGGAUGUGGGCCUGCAGCGAUACAUCCCGGAGAUGUCGAGGACGCCCUUGGACUCUAAAAUGAGACACUCCCCUCGUGAGAUUCUCCAGAUGCUCACAAGGACGCCACGAGGCGGCACUGUACCUCACCUCCUCUUGACUCCGAGGAACGAGCACUUGUAUGAGGGCGAGGACGUGUUGAAAGCUCUCCAGCUACGAGAAGCUUUCCGACAAGACCAGGAGAAGAAGGAGGAGGUGAUGGCGAUCGCGCAGGAGCUGAAGAAAGCGAUCGAGACGCACGACCAGGCGACUGUUGAGCGGCUGCAGGCAAGAUUGGAGGAGAUCGCGGCCGGAGAUGAAGAAGAAGAUGAAGACGAUCUGGUAGACGACGACACAUCGCAGGAUCUUAGCCGUACACACUCGCUCAUGAGCCGCACCCGCAGCUUCUCUUCCGAGUUCAUAUGAAUAGAGAGAGCCUCUCAUUGC